UAUAAUUAAUACGUGGAUAUUACUCAAAAUUUAAAAGUUAAGCGGGAAGUGCAAGGCAACGGCUAGACGAACAACUCUAAUAUACGGGACAUUAGGUAUGAAGGACAUUAAAGGGCAUUGUAACGACAAAUGUAUGUAGUUAUAUAUGUAUAUAACUGAAACGUGGCUAAUUAUAUACUGAAAAAAUAUAUAUGUAUAGAAAAUGCACAUAAAUGUAAAAGCAACGAUAAGCUCAACGCCUAUCCCACUGUUAGUGAAAACACCUCAAUUGCUAUCGUUCAAUAUCGAUAGCUAUCGAGUCCACAAACAGCUGACGCAAAGCUAUUCGCAAAUGCACAACUACAUACAAGUUGUGUCUGCAAAUUUCACUUUAAAGUGUUAUCUAGGAACGAAAAAAGAUACUGCUGUAAGCCAUAAUUCGCGUGUGUAAAAAUGUGUAAUCUAAAUUACUUAUUGGUUAGCCACCUGUGAUACGUAUAUAUAUUUAUAUAUAUAUAUAUAUAAAGACGAUCGAUAAAUAUACAGUAUGAGCGUUAAGCACGCAGCUUGGAGCCGUUCGGAGUGCAACACAUAAUUGCAAUCACCAAAAGCAAUGGGCUAUGCAGCACGUGGUGAUGUUGAGCUGGCGGAACAGUGUACGCUGCUGGACGAUCAGGAUCACGCGGAUGACGAAUCCCGGUUAAGUCAAGCAUCAAUUCGGGAUGCAAGGAAACUGCAUCAUCGACGACAACGUCUCCGAUGUUCAUCGCCUCGAUUUUUACGAAAAAUUUGCCAUUUCGUGCUGUGCAUAUUCGUAAUAUUGCUAUUUCGGUACAUAAUCCUGCCCAACAUUUCAAUAUAUGUACAAAAAAGACAUGUUCCGCUGGCGGAUUGGUCGGCGAACACAUCGCUAGACAUUAAGGACUAUAUACAGGCACAGCAGGAGACAUCGCUCAUAACCCCCCGUGACUUUUGUCGCAACAAAACAUUUCUGAUUAUUGCCGUCUGCACCGGCUUAAGCAAUUUCGUGGAAAGACAAACAAUUAGAGAAACCUGGGGUAAUACAACAGAAUUCAAUUAUGCAGCAUUUGCCAAGCUGCAUGGACACCUAAAGGGACAUUAUCAGCCGCCAAUGGAAAAACGCUUGCAAUUGUAUGCGGAUUAUCUAAAAGGCGAGGGUGAAAACCUUACAGCAAGCGUACGCAUAGUCUUCAUAGUGGGUCGCAACAGCUAUGAAUCACAUUUGGGAAAUGAAACACUUGUGCGAUUGCAAAGCGAAGCGGAAAUCUAUAAUGAUAUAAUUCAAGAGAGCUUCAUCGAUACGUACAAUAAUCUAACAUUGAAAUCUGUGAUGGCACUGAAACAUAUUAGCAAAAGUUGUCUAAAGACUUGCGCUUACUUUGUUAAAUGCGACGAUGAUACGUUUGUCAACGUUCCAAAUCUUUUGCAUUUUCUACUCGGUGGCACAGUGCCGCUCUAUAACGAUACUCUCGACUAUCAUGAUCGUAGUUCGAUGGUGGUUAUGUCGCAAUACAAUAGAUUAAAUGCGACAACUGGUAUCAUGAUAGGUCAUCAGUUUUGCAAUGUUGUGCCCGUCAGCGAUGUCAGCAGUAAAUGGUAUAUCCCCUAUUAUAUGUUUCAGGGCGAAGUAUAUCCCAAAUACUUAUCGGGUGCCGGUUAUCUGAUGUCUAUAGAUGUCGUCGAACGUUUAUUUGAGGCGUCUCUAAAUACAUCGCUCAUUUAUCUUGAGGAUAUUUAUAUAACUGGACUUUGCGCUAAUCGCGCAAAUAUUAAGCGACAACAUCAAGCUCUCUUCAGCUUCACGAAUUCUCCACAUUUGUGCGCCUUCAAGGGCAGCAUUACACAACAUCAGAUUAAAGAGGAGAGCAUGAUCGAAGCAUAUCGGUUUGUUACCAAUUAUACAAAAAUAUGUCCACCACCGGGACGUUACUUAAAUCAUAUGCGAUUACGAAAUCGAAGUAAUUGUUAGAUAAGAAAACAAGAGCUGUGAAUAUGCCUCUAUCAAUCUGUCUGUCUCCAUAUAUAAAA
Molecule: messenger RNA, 2028 nt
Organism: Drosophila hydei
Lineage: Eukaryota; Metazoa; Arthropoda; Insecta; Diptera; Drosophilidae
Product: beta-1,3-galactosyltransferase 1
Exons: 2
Coding region: 593-1969 (458 amino acids)
Cellular component (GO): membrane
Molecular function (GO): hexosyltransferase activity
Source: RefSeq, a predicted model, not a curated record